Botrytis porri is the source of this 696-nucleotide messenger RNA. RefSeq lists its product as uncharacterized. The transcript is spliced from 3 exons. The coding region runs from base 1 to 696 and encodes 231 amino acids. The record is from RefSeq and is a predicted model, not a curated record. Lineage: Eukaryota; Fungi; Ascomycota; Leotiomycetes; Helotiales; Sclerotiniaceae.
AUGUCUCAGAAGAGGAACCAAGAACUUCCACCCACCAAAGCACCUCUUCCACCAUUUGGACAGCCAGGUCACCAAGGAAAAUCCGCCCUCCUCCGCGAAAACUUCCUCUGCAACCUCGCAGAUGCGAUCGUUCCUACCGGUCUCUUCGGUGAUCAUAAGAGACACCGCCGAGAUAGUGCCUAUAGGGCAGGGGACUUCAAGAAGGCUGAUGUAGAGGCCCACGAUGAGGAGGAUGACUGGGUAAACUUGACAGACAAGACAGUCAAAUCUGGUCCUCUGCAAAUCACACCUCGUGAUACGAAGUCUGAAGAGCAUCGCCGCAGUCCCAGCAUGAGUAAAUCUCCACCGAUGAAUCAGGGGUUCAGCCAGGCUAAACUCAAUUUGACGCCUGCCGUUGUUGGCCAACCCGACAAUUCCAAGUUCAUCCUUCGUCGCUAUGAUAUUAGGAGUCCCACAAAGAUCGAGAAGAAGCGCAUCGAUUUGCAUAUCGAUGAAUUCGAUUGGAGCAAUAAGGAGCAUGUUGAUAGACUGAACAAGGCUCGUCGUCACUGGGAGAUUAACACUCUUGAGUCAAACCCACAGACCAGUGGAAAGUCUCGCGUAACUAUCGAUGGUAGACGCUCUCCUGUUGAUACAUCCGUCGGAAGCUGGUCACCUGGCGACGAGGAGGGUGAUGGGGAUUCGAUUGACUUCUAG